AUGCCAGACUCGGAGAGCCAGUGGAUAUUCACUGAGGAGGAAUUACUCCGUACUCCUUCGGUUCUCGACGGACUCUCGCCUGAAGCAGAGCGCGAACAACGUAGCAAGGGUUGUAAUUUCAUCGUGCAAUUGGGAAUUCAGCUCAGGUUACCACAAGUUACCCUCGCAACAGCCUCCAUGUUCUUGCACCGUUUCUACAUGCAAAAUUCGCUGAAGAAACACCACUACUAUGUUGGCAAUGCGAUUCGUGAGAAGACGGUUCUAACGCUGCGACUUCAGGAAACUGCCGCUACUGCUCUUUUUGUCGCAACUAAGGUUGAAGAGAAUAUGCGCAAAUUCGGCGAGCUUGUCGCAGCCUGUGUUCGCGCGGCACAGAAAAAUCACACUAUGCCGGUGCAUCGCGAUGACAAGGAGUUUUGGAAAUGGAAAGAUUGCAUCCUCACAAAGGAGGAUUACCUACUUGAAUCAAUUUGUUUUGAUUUAGAGACUGAACCCCCAUACAGUAUGCUUCUGCUGAUCACCAAACGUCUGGGUGUGCGAGACCGCGAGCUUAUUCGCAUCGCAUGGACCUUCAUAAACGAUUCAACUCUCACUAUGCUAUGUGUGUUAUAUCCAAGCAAAACAAUCGCUGCUGCUGCCCUCUACUGUGCGGCCAAGCAUUGCGAAAGAGAAUUCCCUGAUCACGGUGGGAGGCCAUGGUGGGAUGUCAUUGGAGUUAAGAUUAGGGAUAUCAAGAAAGCCUGUAAUUACAUGGCUAUGAUCUAUGAGAACAAUCCGCUCCGAACUGAAGUCAAAUACGUUGCAACCCCCGAAAACGGCGAUGACAAUAACAGAACCCAGGCAAGAGCCGUAAGCGAUGCCAGUCCCGAGAGUGGGUCUAGAAGUAGCAGGACUGAAAGUCGAUCGGGCAGUGAAGGGGGGAAGAGGCCUAGGGACGACAGCAGCAGGACCGAAGAGGACAGCGGAGACGAGUCGAGGCGAAAAGUUGACGAUGAAAAAUCCGUACCCGCCCUUCCGAGAAACGAGUCCGGUGAAUUAGAGGAGGGUGAACUUGAUGAUUAG
Messenger RNA from Morchella sextelata, 1062 nucleotides. RefSeq lists its product as uncharacterized. The record is from RefSeq and is a predicted model, not a curated record. Gene Ontology annotation, cellular component: cyclin/CDK positive transcription elongation factor complex; nucleus. Lineage: Eukaryota; Fungi; Ascomycota; Pezizomycetes; Pezizales; Morchellaceae. Gene Ontology annotation, molecular function: cyclin-dependent protein serine/threonine kinase activator activity. The transcript is spliced from 4 exons. Gene Ontology annotation, biological process: regulation of transcription by RNA polymerase II; positive regulation of DNA-templated transcription, elongation. The coding region runs from base 1 to 1062 and encodes 353 amino acids.